Molecule: messenger RNA, 3115 nt
Organism: Papaver somniferum (opium poppy)
Lineage: Eukaryota; Viridiplantae; Streptophyta; Magnoliopsida; Ranunculales; Papaveraceae
Exons: 5
Coding region: 77-2920 (947 amino acids)
Molecular function (GO): protein binding
Source: RefSeq, a predicted model, not a curated record
UGUGCCUCCAUCUCUCUCUCUUACAGAACAUGUGAAGAGCCGGUAACUCGUGGCUCUCAACCACGGUGUAGGAGUCAUGGACGAGAGAUUGUAUACGGCUGCUCUGACCGAUAAUGUAGUUCACCUGCAUCAAUUGCUCAACGAAGACCCUCUUAUGCUCCACUCUGCUGCUUUGGCUUCUGCAGAGACACCUUUACAUGUUGUCUCCAUAUGUGGGAAUCUUCAGUUUGUAAAAGAGAUGAUAAGAUUGAAACCUGAAUUCGUUGGAGAACUAAACCAGAACGGAUUUGGUCCAGUUCACUUGGCUGCGGCAAAUGGGCAUGUUGAGAUAGUGAAGGAGCUACUGAUGGUCAACCGGGAUCAUUGUCGUUUGAAGGGUAGAGAAAGAAGCACACCUCUUCAUUAUGCAACUGUGAAAGGCAGAAUUGGAGUUAUAAAUGAACUGAUUUCGUGUUGUGAAGAAUCCGUUGAAGAUGUUGCAAUUCGAGAAGAAACAGCUCUCCAUCUCGCAGUAAAGAACAACCAGUUUGAAGCUUUAAAAAUUAUGGUGGACAUGCUCAGGCGGCUGAACAAGGGGGAAAUAUUGAAUAAGAAGGAUCAAGAAGGUAACACGGUUCUACACCUUGCAGCAUCAUCGAAACAACGAGAGGCAGUAGAACUGUUGCUUAUGAAGGCUCCUAGUUGUACGCCAUUGGAGGUGAACUUGAUGAACAAAAGCAAUCUCACAGCUCUUGACUAUCUACUGAUUCUUCCCAUGGAACCAAAUGAUAGAGAUAUAGAAGCAAUGCUUCGUCAAGCAGGAGCAAAGAGAGCUCAGGAGAUAGGUCAAGUCCUCGAUCUUCAGAUUCUUGAAAAUUAUACUAACAAUCAGGCAGAAAUAACAGUGGCCGAAUCUCCAUUAGAUCGUUUGGUUGGAUUCUUCAAGUUUCAAAGAGGAAGAGAUUCUCCAAGUGACGCGAGAAAUGCUUUAUUAGUUAUAGUCGUAUUAAUCGCAACGGCAACGUACCAAGCUGGUCUUAGUCCUCCAGGAGGUGUUUGGCAAGACUCUGGGAACGCUAGUAAUCAAACCGCUAUUGGCAGCAGCAAUUACGUCAGUACGAAUACGAGUGGAUAUGCACCAGGGGUAUCAAUUUUGACUGGGUUCUAUGUUUCUCUUUUCAUGAUUCACAUUCUCACUUGUGGUUUUCCUUUGAGAUUAGAGUUGCAAAUAUGCAUUUGGGCAAUGGGUUUUACUUACAGUAUUACGAUGUUCACAAUUACACCAAAUGGUAAACUUCCUUUGUCACUGUCUUUUAGCUCACUGGAACAAUGUUACCAGCUAAUUGUCAACCCUUUAGCUUCAUAUAUGUUCUAUAUAAACUUCCCCAUUGCCUUAACAUCAUAUCUUCUUCACUCCCAAAUGGAUCAAAGAUUGUUUGAUGCAGCUCAAACAGGGAACUUAGAGCUUUUAGAAGAAUUACUUACCGAAGAUCGACUAAUCCUCGAAAAAGUUCCCUUGUGUUCGGAGACGCCACUAGAUAUAGCAGUGCUAGCGGGGAAAACCGAAUUUGCGAAAGAGGUUAUAAGACUGAAGCCGAGAUUUGCAACAGAAGUCAAUAAAGACGGGUCUAGUCCGAUUCAUGUAGCUUCAGCUAAUGGAUACGUUGAGAUUGUAAAAGAACUGUUAAUGUUAACAAAUAAUCAAGUUGUUGGCUCUUGUAAUUUAUGUUGUCAUAAAGAUAUAGAAGGAAGAACUGCUCUUCAUUGUGCAGUCAUCAAAGGGAGAAUUGGUGUUAUCCGUGAGCUGAUAAAUUCUGCUUGUUCUUCUGAUUGUGUUCGACAAGUGACUGCAAGAAACGAAACUGUUCUUCAUCUUUGCAUAAAGAACAACCAGUUCGAAGCACUGAAAGUCUUGUUGGAGAGUGUCGAUGAUGAUGAACUCUUGAACGCCAAAGAUCGGGGUGGUAACACUUUGUUGCAUUUGGCUAUCUCUAAGAGGCAUUAUCAGAUCAUAGAAUAUUUGUUGCUAAACCAAGCAACUGUUAAUCGGCUCCAAGUCAAUGCAAAAAACUCCCUCAACCUGACGGCCUCGGAUAUAUUUGAUCUCUUGCUUAGCAGUUCAUGUGAGAUACAUGAUAUAGAAAUCAGAGAAACUCUUCGUAACGCCGGUGCUGAGAGAUCCAGAGACAUUAUCCCUAAUGAUCAACAAGUUGGUGGAGCCAUACCUCCGACGCCGGUAAUUUCCAGUCAAGAUGUACCCACAGUUCAUCAAGAUCAUGUUACCAUUCCUAUACAAGAACCGAUUAUGUCUCGGGCAACAAAAGUACUGAAAGAUUUCUCCAAGGAGAUCUUUGGAGAAAUUGAAAACUCGACCAGUGAAACACGAAAUGCUUUAAUGGUUGUUGCUGUUCUCAUAGCCACUAUCACUUACCAAGGUGGAAUUAACCCACCAGGUGGUGUUUGGCAAGAUCACAAACAUGACAAUAAUAGCACUAUUACUGCAAACAGUACUGCCUUGGGAUAUACGAUGCACCACGCAGGAAAAGCCGUUAUGGUGUAUGAGCAUCUUUGCUUCAUAUUGUUCAUGGUGUUCAACACAGUAGGGUUUUUUACUUCUCUAAUCAUAAUUUCACUGCUCACGAGUAGAUUUCCUCUCAAAGCUUGGCUUCGACUCGCUGUUAUAUCAAUGGCAACCGCCUUUGGGUGUGGUGUGUGCUUUAUUGCAUCAUUUAGCGGGUGUAUAAAGAUAUUUCUUUUACUGUUCUUCUGUAGUGCUGUUCUUGGUUGGUAUUAUUGGUGGAUUGAAAAAAUUGCGUUAGUUGCUCUGAGAAGGUUAAACAACUCAGAGAACGGGAACUAUUUUCAGCGGAUUGUUCAAUUCAUAGCAUCUCAUUCAUUCAGGCCGAAUAAUGCAGUCCAGGACGAGGUUCAAACCAGAUGACACCAUGAAUAUACAUGUCUUUUUUCAUUUUAACUUUACGUUAUGUAGUAAUGUACCAUCCUCUGAAACUACGUAUUCAGGUCAUAGUGUUUAUAAGCUCAAAGUUCUGUGAUUAUACAGAUAUGUCGAUACUAAAAUGUUCUCACUAUAUUCUGAGAACUUUCAGAUUAAUCACUAAAUUAUGUUUUUAUUUUA